Mesorhabditis spiculigera is the source of this 267-nucleotide messenger RNA. NCBI's taxonomy places the organism in Eukaryota, Metazoa, Nematoda, Chromadorea, Rhabditida, Rhabditidae. The record is from the annotation of a GenBank genome assembly.
AUGGAUCGCCUCAGUGAAGCACUUCUUGACGAGCUAUGGCGCAUUUGCCAGACGAUGCCCGACGCAGUGCUGCGAGAGCAGCUCCAAGCCGUCCACGAUUUCCUCGGGGAGCGCCGCGGCGAACUGCUCGUCAUUCUGGCCGGUCCCCCAAACCUCAACGCCACCGUCGACGUCGUCGAGCGGCUCUUCCACUACGACGCGGAGGACGGCGGCCAGAUGGACCACGUCGCCGACGUCGACGAUCCUGAGGACUUUAACAAUAACGCC